This is a messenger RNA of Haliotis rufescens (red abalone), 12873 nucleotides long. Its product is annotated as WD repeat-containing protein 81-like. Gene Ontology annotation, biological process: aggrephagy. Bases 130 to 6201 code for a protein of 2023 amino acids. Lineage: Eukaryota; Metazoa; Mollusca; Gastropoda; Lepetellida; Haliotidae. The transcript is spliced from 26 exons. Gene Ontology annotation, molecular function: phosphatidylinositol 3-kinase regulator activity; protein binding. Gene Ontology annotation, cellular component: mitochondrion. The record is from RefSeq and is a predicted model, not a curated record.
AUCAUCGACAUUAGUUCAGAUUUGCCACCCACCUUAUCUAUAGUAGCUGUCAGAGGAUGAUAUAAGCGAUUUUACCAUGUAAACUGAUUAGCACAUGUCUUCUGUGUAGACAGGGGACAUAUUUGAAACAUGGAUUUGCUCUCUGUGGUGUCGGAAAGACUGUCACUUCCUCGACAUCAUAUUGGAUGUCUAUCCAAAACUCGAGUCGUCUGCAUUGUGUCCCAUGAUUGGCUGAAGCACCUGAACCAUGGCAAGGUCCCCUCCCUACAGGGGCUGGAUGUUCUGGGUCAGGCUGAAGCGGAACAGUAUUUGGCUGCUUCGUGCAUCAAGUUCUCAAAACCUUGGAAGAAAAUAACAAUCAAAAUAAUCAGAAAAACACAGGAAAGGGUUUCCAGACUCAGGGAUGGUCCACUCUACCCUACUUCAGUUGCCAAAUCUCUCUUUGAACAUUUGUCAAAUGUAUCACAAGAGAAUGUCAGGAACAUUUGGCUGGAUUCCUACAAGAAGUUCCGAGGGCCUAAACUACAGAUGGACAUGACAGCAACAGAAAGUUUUUCUUCCUUGCUGAAGCAGUACAUGUGGAGAUUCAAGCCUAAUGUCUAUAUAGACCUUGACAACCCGUCAUCAACACCGGGCACUGGAGACACAGACAGAGACGACAAACUGACCGAUCACAACGUCCUCCCAAUCACCGUGUUCCUGGAGUCCUCGGAACACAUGUUCCUCAUCCAUCCGUUCAUCCCCUUCACCCUGUGCAACAUCAUAUCCUACAGCCCAGCCAUAUUCAACUCCUCACACAUGCUGACCCUGUUCCUCUUGUACCAGAUUCUACAGACAAUGAAAGCCUUCCAUGAGAAGGGGCUCUCAGUUGGGGACAUCGCCAUGCAAAAUAUUUUACUUGACAGUAAGUUCUGGCUGUAUGUGACAGCACCUCAGAUUCAUUCCUUACGAUCAUCAUAUCUACGAGGUGGUAGACAGGAAGAUGUUGUGGAGACAAUAUCUGAAUCAAAAACCUUAGCGACUGUGUCGAAGUCAUCUAUAUUCAGUUCCAGUUUGACUGAAAAAUUGUUAGGGAGCAGUACACCAAAGAUUGAGAAAGGAAAGAAGAAUGGAAGCAAGAUGUCCAAGCAGUAUGGUUCUCCUGGUUGUGAUGUGAUUCAAACCUCAGGGCUACAGCAGCUAUCAUCCUUGCAUAGUCCUAUUGAUCAGCAAGGGGCACCAUUGUGCCCCGAGGGAGAGAGGUACUGGACAGAAGCCAGCGCAUUCCUCUCCUCGUGUCAGUACAGACAGUAUGAGGUGAACGACCUACCCAGGAUUGUUGACGAUUGGACAAACAGAAGGAUCACCAACUUCAAAUAUUUGAUGAUACUGAAUCAUUUAGCAGGAAGAAAAAUGGGGGACCCAAAUAACCACCCGGUCUUACCCUGGAUAAUGGACUUUACUAGUUCUAAUGGAGGGUUCAGAGAUCUAUCCAUGUCAAAGUUCCGCCUCAACAAAGGCGACAGUCAGCUUGACUUCACUUACAACAUGAUGCCAGCUUUGUCUGAUGACGGGGAUCAGGUGCCACACCAUGUGUCCGAUGUGUUGUCAGACAUCACAUACUAUGUCUACAAGGCCAGGCGGACUUCCAAGACUAUCCUGUGUGCUCAUGUGAGAACCAAGUGGGUGCCCCAUGAGUACCCCAGUAGCCUUCAGAGGCUGCAAGAGUGGACGCCUGAUGAAUGCAUCCCAGAGUUUUACACCGAUCCAACUCUGUUUGCAUCAAUCCAUGAGGAUCUCCCAGACCUCGAGAUCCCACACUGGAGCUCGUCGACACAGGACUUUAUCAUCAAACACAUAUCAGCGCUAGAGAGUGAGAAGGUGUCAGAGGAUCUUCAUCAUUGGGUUGAUCUUACAUUUGGUUAUAAGUUGAGUGGCGCUGCGUCAGUGAAGGCUAAGAACGUGUACCUGCAGCUGGUGGACCAGCAUCGGAGCAUGUCCAACCACGGAGUGGUGCAGCUGUUCAGUCAACCACACCCCCACAGGUUGCCCCUGGCAACAGUCUUCCAGAAACACCCUCCCAAGGUCACACGGAACAUGAUCCAGUCUCAGAUGAUUAUUGGUCAAGGGUUCUUCUCAGAUCCAAAUGAAGCAGCAGGUCUUCAUGAGCCAAGCUCUAUGGGGAGUUUCGACAUGCUGGACCAGCUGCGGCCAGAAGCUGCCUGCAUACAGCUGCCCCGUGACUUCUGCCCCCACGCUGAACUCGACUACAUGGAGGCACAGCUGGCAUUCUGUAACAGAACCCUUCAGCAGAUCUCAGAUACAGGCAACAUUAAGGAACCAGGUGCCAAGGACACUGAGCUGCCUUGUAUUGUGUCUGAGGACAUGGUGAAGUUCUCAUGUCUCAUGUGCGAGAUGUUUCUGUCAUCUCGUCUCAGGAUGAAAGACACCUAUGUCUCUCUCACUCGGAGAUAUGACAAAAUUAUGCAACUUGCUGCUUCCGAUUUUUCUGAGUUGCCAAGACCCCUCCAUAAAGCAGUUCACAACCUGAUCCACCGGGUACAGAAGAAGCCACACCCUUUCCACCAGGGAGAGUCCACCUUCAAGUUCCCGUCUGUCACCAAGAACGGACUCCCCCCACCCACGCCCGCUCUUCUCCUGCAGUCCUACACUGGGCUGCUCCCCUUCCCUACCUACUUCAGCGAGCUGUACAAGUGUCUGUGUCAACUUAAGCAGAAGGAUGCUGAAGCUGACCACAUCCAGUUCAGUAACAAGCUGCCGUCGGAGAAGGCCAGUUUGCUGAAGCACAAGGAGAGAGAGAAGGUCCCAGUGUUGGAGCAGUUCCUCCUCAAGUACCAGGGCAAGCUUGGCAAGGAGGGGCUCGAGCUCCUGCUGCCAUACAUUGAAGAGCUGUUCCAACAGGAAACCACCACGGUCCAAGCAGCAUGGUCCUUCUUCGGGGUGAUCAGUAAGGAACUAGGCCCGCUGGACACGGCCAAAAGGUUCCUGCCAUAUCUUACAAGUUUGUACACAGGAGAGAACUCGACUGCCAAACAUGUGAAGCUGUAUCAUCGAAACUUCCUAAUGCAGCUGAUGGUGAGGUUAGGUUUGAAGACGUUUCUGUCCAAUUUCUCUACCUUGUUGGUAGAGGCUGUCGCGGGGUACAAAGACUUCCCUCUGCCCAGUAAAUACUAUCAGGAGGAGCUGAUUGAAGAGAUGCAGAGGGAGGCUGAGCUGUCUGAAAGAACAGCAGUGUGGUCGGAAGGGACCAAUCAGAAGUCAGACAAUGUGGCAACCACCAAUGGGCUUUCAGGAGAGGGUUACCUGGAUGAUGAGAGCAGUCAGUCAUGGGAUGUUGGUAGGGAUGAAAGUACUCAGGGAGAUGUUGACGACAUUGAAGAGGAGUUCCCAGAUAAUAUUUUGUUAAAUGAAGAUGACUGUGGUACAGAGGAGUCAAAGAAGAAAUUGUCCACGGACUCUGUCAGUAUAGGCCAGGUGUCAAGCCUGAGUGAUGAGAGCGGGGACGGGGAAAGCAAUGGGAUGGGGAUAGACACUUGUGAUAGGACAUCCAUAAACAGUGCAUACAAUCUUCUUGACAGAGCAAGGGAAAAGACUUCUUCAACCACUGAAAGUGAUGCAUGGUCGGUGGGAGAGAAUGUGGAAGACAAUGCUCCGGUGUUUGAGAGCUUCAGUCCAAUCCUGGACACAGAUGAUGUGCCAAAUGGGUCCAAGUUUGAUUCAGGGAAUGGUGAGGAUUCUAUAGACUCUGCCUAUGACAGGAGGCAAGAUGAUGAUGCAAGUGAUCAGACGGAUCUCACAAUAGAUGUCUCGGAUCAGAUGGUUCGGAGUGAGACUGAAGAUAUUUUAGCAAACCUUUCUGUGGCGAGUCCGGCAGAAAUCGUCAACAUCCGUGACAUAUCGGCAGAGAGUGUCAAGUGGCUGUCCAACAAGCUAGGGCCUGUCCUCACAGCCAAGUUCUUGUCCCGGAACCUGGUCCGGAUGUUGGCGCUCUGCUUCCUGGGACUCGAGCAGCUGGAUGAGUAUACGGAUCCAGCUCAAAAGAACCUGCAGUCGUCCCGUCUGGUGACAGGUGACUCCCAUGCUCUCAAGGUGCUGGAGUGUCUUGGCUACGUCACGUUGGUGUACGGGGAACACGUCAUCCUCGUACAGUACCUCCCUACCAUUGUGGAUAUGGUGGCCGUAGCUCAGAGGAGGCUCACCCAGCGGUCGGAGUCAGGAUUGUUUGGUGGGGUGGUCCUGCUCCGAUACAUCAUCCCUUUCCUCUCAGUCAAGUCUCUUAUGGACAAUCUAGACGACACAAUUGUGAUGGAUUCCCUGCUUCCUGUGAUCAAGCUGGUAACGUCACCUACCAUUACGUUUCCUGGGGGUGUGCGCGCUCGAUCCAUCCUCUGUCACAAAGUCAUUGACGUCCUGUAUGUCAUAGGGCUCCGUCUCGGCCUGGAAAUGACACGCAAGCAUCUCUCAUCUUCCAUGCUCAAGUUGUUUGAAGCCUUUUCAGUCAUCCACGGGAAUUCGUCCUCGCCGCCCAAUGGUCAGAUAUACAAGAGCGGCUCUCUCUCUCCCACUGGGAUAACCCUGGGUGGCAGUGAGACGUCCGAGGAAUCCUACCUGAACAUCAAGAUGGACCCCUCGUCCCAGGAGUACAAGAUCGGCACACCCAUCAGCGCCAGCGGGUUCAGUGGCUACAUGUCCAAACUGAGCAAGAAGGCGCCAUCCAACAAGUUCCACAGCCUCACAUCACUGGGGGCCAUUGAUGACAAAGAUGAUGUUGUGGACUACAAGCCGUCGACCAAGGAGGGAGGGCUGCAGGAGCUAGCUGCUGUCUUCACCCCUGAGUUGGCACUGGCGGCCUACAUACCACUGUGCAGGAUAUUUGGCAGUAUACACAUGGAGGAACACUUGCCCAACGAUGACCUUAUCCGACAGUUAUGCUCCCAGCAGGACACAGUGAUGGAUCAGAUGGCGGAGAUGCAGGAGAACACUGCCGUCACUAAAUCAGUGUCGGAGGGUAUGGAGUGUGACGACACGUCAGUGACUGGUGCUAUAGGCAGCAAUGUGCAGAUGAUCGGUAACCGAAUACAACUCAGUCAUGAGGUCAGGGAGACCAGUCCUGAGCUCAACCAGUUUGGUCGCGGAUAUCGAGCAUCCGGCAUCCUCCGCAUACAUCCAGAUGAGCUUAGAUGUGAGGAGAUGGAACACAGCCGACAGAGGCACCUGAGAGGCAACUGGCUGGCCUACUGGGAACAUGAACUGGGGUUGCAUGAGCGAGACACAAUCUUCAACUUUAAACAGAUCAAAUUGCAGACAUUUCAAGGCCACACAAACAGCAUCCGGUCUCUGUUUGUGAUGGACAAUGAGAACUGCUUCAUCAGCGCCAGCAAGGACAAGACAGUGAAGCUUUGGUCACUCACUAGCUCCGGGGAUGGAUCAGGGAAAAUGUCUUUCCAGUGGAGCUACAGCCAACAUAAGAAGUCUGUAUUUUCUGUGGCCUACUUGGACAGCGUCAGACAAGUGGCCUCCUGUGAUAGUUCUGUACAUAUAUGGGAUCCAUUCACUGGUGUGAAUAUAGUCCAACUAGAGUCCUCCAAAUACGCCCCUGUUGUGGCCCUCACUGCCCUCCCAGCGCCCAGCACCCUUGUUGUCACGGCAACCACGGAGGCCACACUCAGGUUCCUUGAUCUCAGAGUAUCAAAAUAUGCACACGAGUUUAAGUGCUCAGUUGGAUCAACCGGCUUGAUCCGCUGUUUGACUGUCAGUCAUGAUGGCAGCUGGGUAGCUGUUGGUUUCUCAACGGGAGUUAUCUCCCUUCUGGAUAUCAGCAGCGGUAUCCUCAUGGGGUCCUGGAAGGCUCAUGAUGGGGAAAUAUUACAGAUCAAAGCCUACAGCAAGAACAAGUUAGUGUCUUCAUCAUUUGACCAGACCAUGAAGGUGUGGAAUAUUGAGGAUGGGAGAGAGCUGUGUGCUCUUAAAGGUCCGUCGGAGCCAGUCCACUGUGUGUGUUUCUACAAGAACCAGGUGCUCAGUGCCACCACAGCCAACAGAAUAGGGGUACAUACCUCUGUGGAUGACAGUGCAUCCUUCACAAGCACCAAGUUACGUUCUGACACAUUCAAAGGUGUCCUUACAUCUAUGGCAACUCUACCUCUCAACCGAUCACUGCUGCUGGGAGCAGACAACGGCUCCAUACGACUCCUGUGUUAACACAGACAUUCACCUUCGUAGUCCUAUCAUGAGGAAGAGCAACAGACUCGGACUGUUUUACAGGAGAAUGAUAUGGUAAAAGUCACAGUGGAGAAAGUAGGAGUGUUACAGAUAUUAAACAUUGUUUCAACUUCAGCCUAAUGACACAAGUAUGUUGGAGGUUAUCUUUAUAAAGAAGACCAUAUCUGUUAUCUGUUAAAGAAAGAUGUUGUGUUUGUAGGUAUGUGGUAGCUAUCAACAGAUAUGUCCAGCAGAUUUUGAUCUUUUGAAAAGAUUCUAGUUACCUCUCUUGCCCUGGACAGUAAGUGCAUUAUUACAGUAUUUUAGUUACAUCCCGACAUGUCAGCUUGGUGUGGGAGGAAACAUCUUCCUGAGGCAAGGGAGUUAACUGACUUUGAAAGUCCAGAUUCCACCCUUGCUGAACUAGGCUGGAUUUUCUGGGCUCGGUUGUAGUGCAACCAGUGGCUAUUAUAAGUAAUGGCCCUAAUAUAUCCCCCUACUGACCAAUCAGAUUCCACCUCUCAUAUUUCUUGCACUUGCUUCAAACAAAAUGGCGGCGCCCAGUCAAGACAAUUUCAUCCCUAAUAACAUCUUUAUUGUAAUAAGACAGGUUUUACCUAGCGAAAUAUGCAUCAAAUCACUUGAGCACCUUGAAUAAAAACGUGAAAAGAUUUGGAAAAUAUCGUUCGAUGCCCAGUUGACGAUAGACAUGCUCUGCAAAUCCUGCAAUCAAACGAAUUUGGCCUGGCAGUUGCAAUGUUCUUUAUGAACCGGUUGUCCAUUUCGUUACAGGAUUUUAAUUGGACUAUGCAUAGACUUGUUAGUCCAGCCAAAAUAUAACUCUAUAAUUGAAUCCUAGUUCAGCAAGGGUUGAAACUUGACUUGUCAGGUGACUCCUUUGCCUCAGGAAGAUGGGGAGGAAAGAGCCAAGUGAUGCGAGUCUUAGACAUUUACCACUUUAGUGAAACCCACCAGCAUAGGUUGGUGCUGACAAACCUGGAAACAUAAGCAGGGUGAAUGAGGGAUUCGAACCCACAAUCCUAGGUAUCAGACACGCCUAAGGCAUCCUUACCAUAGAACUAUAGUGAAUAGAUGAAGGUUAAAUAUUCAAGUCACCUUUUCUUUAAUCAAUAUUAGUAUUACUGUGUUUUACUGUGAGGAGAGAUGUGAACCAGCACCAGGAUGGUGAUGGUGUUUGAAAACAUCAUGACAGAUAUUAUCCUACACUUGACUGAUUUGUUAGAGAUUGUACAAGUGCUUCCAGCUAUUGCUGAUUUCACACUGACAUAUUCUUCCUCAUCAAAUAUCUCAAAGUCAGACACUUAAUUACUUGAUUUAUGGAAUGAUUAGUGAAAAAUUGGAAAGAGUACAAAUGAAUGUUAUAUACAGUUUGGUGAAAAGUUUACUUUGACAGAAUUAUUUUCAGAAAGAUCUGUUGAGACACUAAGAUAUGUAGCUGAUGAGAAACACAUGUGAUAGAUGUAAACCAGUGCAGUGAAUAAGAAGUCAUAUGAUUGGUUGUUGUGGUAUUAUUUUAGGGAAAACAUUUUGACUAGAGUCCUCGCCACUUGAAAUAGAAUCACAAAAUACCACGGUUAUUAAUUAACGAAGAUAGCUGCAUGUGUGCUAUUGUUUAUAAAGUGAAAACAAGCCAUUCUGCUGAUAAGGUAACUUAUUUAUAGUAAGGAUACAAAUUGCAAAGUGCAUUUAUUAGAAAUAUCCUUUUUGUAAACAAUAAACAUCUUCAUUGAGUUUUGAUCACAUGGUUAUAAUCCGCGUCAGGAUCGGCAGUCAGGUGACUGCGAGCGGUUAUAUUUGGCACUGCUCACAUUUCGAACUAUGUAAAAUAGUGCUAAAGACAACAUCUCUACAUUUCUUUCUUUCAGUUCAUGCUGGUUAUGCAGGUGCAACGCUAUUGACCUUGUUCGAGAUUAUGAGGACUAUUGCCGGAAUAGCUUGUUUUUGCUUUAUAAGUAUUAGCACAACUGUCUCUGUUAAUUAAUAAUCAUAUUUCAUGAUUCUAUUUCACGUGGUGAGGAUUGUAGAGUCAUCCUGAAGUUUUCUGGUUGUUCUCAAGCUUGAAAUUUUGGCCCUAUUUUCUGUGGGCUUGUAGCACCUGUCUAUUUGUUGUUUGGGUACACAAAUACAGUGGAAGGUUGUUAGGCCUGACCCCUUGCGUCCAGAUACAUUGACCUCGGAGACUGACUGUUAGAUGUAUAUGGACAAUCUAUGUACCCAAUAUUCAUUUGUCAAAGAACAAGGAGUUUUGAAUCAAGAUUUGAGAAGGGUCACCUAACCACUUUGAAUAUCAGGUUCUCCUGUAGUUACUACAGUCAUGUCGUGAGAUGACCAAAACAUGUGAAUGUCCUGUCCUAGUUUUUUGUUUUGAUAUGAGUGUCAUUAUUGUCUCCAUCAACUUCUCACAAAUCUGUCAUAGGUUACUUUCUAAUCUGAAAAUCAGAUAAACAUUCGGAACAGCACAUCUGAUUUCUGUAUCUGGUAAACAAACAUAAACAGUUCUGAAUGGAGAAUAAUAAUGGCUGCACUAGGUUGUGGCAACCUUCCUUUUCUGAACGGCAUAGAAUCUACACUCAAAAUGGUUUGCAACUGAGGGAACAUAUUUUGUGGGGGUUAUUUUUGUUCAAAGUGAAAUUCCUGAAUCAGGAACAGAGGUGGAAAAGGAAUGGUGAAAACCUGGUGACUAAACUAAGAAUGUAGUGAGAAUCAUUUUAGAAAACCAUGUGAUCUAUUGAGCUAAAAACAUUAAUAGUCAUGGUUCUUAGGCACCGCCUGCCAUCAUCAUAAAGCACAUUUCGUUUUUAUUGCGAUUUAAAAAAACCCCUAAAAUAUCUUAUUACUUAAAAACAAUGCGAUCCAAUAUAGCACGCAUUUACUUCCCUUUACAUGUGCAUUGCUUACUGCGCAUCUCGUGUUAUGGUCAUGGUGGCAAUAGGAGUUUGUAUGCUUGUUUAUGUAGAAAGGCCCUUUCCCAAGGCUGAUUGUACACAACUGUUUAUUUGGUUACAUACUAUUUUGAACAAGCAAAAAAAGAAACUGCCCCCCACCACACUAUUUUCAAAGUCAUUGCCUGAGAACAAAUUCUUUUAUUAAUAUAAGGGUUUGUGAGAUCUUGUCACAGAGAGGUAUGUAAUCAAAGUAGAAGAUGUAUGUAUUUAGUUCCAGCUUUGUUUAUUACACAGGUUGUGAUACAUCUCACUAUGUACAACAGAAGGACAUGUUGGAAGAUGCAAUGGAUUAUAUUAUUGAUAUCCCAGUAAUACAUGUGCAAUAAUGGAUGAAAUUGUCAUCCAUCACAAUACUCUUCUCCCAAGGGUUUCUUCUUAAAUAUAGUACUAGUCAAUAAAAAUCACAAAGAGACAUUUUCCACCAGGAUGUUUUGUAUUUUUGAAAGACAUAGAGAACAGGAUUUUAUGGUUUGUACAGUAAAGUCAGCCAUGUUGUAUUUCUUGAGAAAAUCUCUUCCAAAAUAUGACAGAUUCCCACUUCAACUUGUAAAUGAAGUGGCAUCUAUUUCACUAAUAUUGGUACAUUUUCUCUAGGACAUUGUCAGCAGUGCAAUCUCACUCUCAGGCUAAACAAAGUCAGUCUUGUGUUAUUUAUUAGCCAGCAACCGGUGUGUAGUUUUACUCCUUUAUGUCUUAUGUUGAAUAGCUGUACAUUACGUGGUGCCAGAAAACUAGAAUAUAUAUUCUAUUUAAUUUGAAGUUAUUCCUUGGUAUUGUUUAACCAUGACAGUGACAUUUUUUGGUCAGUUAUGAUUCUGGUAUACAAGGUAUUUCAAAUUACCACUCUAAUCAAUUUUUCAUAAUUUCAUCAGUUUUGAUGGCUCCAAAAAUAUGAAAUUAAUGCUUUUCAGAUAUGUCUUUCUGUGAUUAUAUUUAUCUAUGGAUAGUUACUGUUUGUGUUGAACAUUGUAAUUAGUAUGAGUUGAAGCAGUAUCACAAGGGGUAUAUGUGGUUUCAUGCAUCAGACGUUAGGUUUAAUUCCAGGAGCUGAAAAAAACCUAAUGAGGGACGCAUAAAACCACAUGUACCAGAAUAAUACUGCAACAAAUUUAUCUCGCUGACAUGUUUCAAUCUGCCAAUGUAAAAAAAUUAAUACAAAUUGAAAUUUGACAGAAAAUAUCUGUUGAACUGUGGUUAACAUGUGCUAUGUCAUGUGACUCCAUUGACUCAGUAUCAACGUGCAGUUAGGGGCAUCGGAGCGGGGUAUAAGGGAUUUAUUCUCCCACUCAGAAAUCCAUGUGCAGCCUGAUUUCAAUGGUAGGGUAUGAGAUUUAUCCUCCCGCUCAGCAAUUUAUUCCUCUCCCACACUGGAUAUAUAGUAUUUUAUCAAGAUCACAUGAACCGAUCAGAUCUCAACACUCUGACGUGGAGAUAAGAUAAUAUGAUUACAUAUCUUCUUUGUAAAUUGAUAUCCAAUUUCAGUAUUAAUCAAAACAUAUCUUGCCAAGCUUCAUUUCACUAAAUGAUGAAGUUCAUGUAGAACACACACAUCUGUCUAAUAGGUUACUGUUAUAUUACUGUUUUCAGUAAUUUGAUCAAAUUGUUUCUAUGAGAAGUUAUUUACUUCCUGUUAAAUUAAGUGAAUGUGUUGUAACAGGUGACUGGUCGCCUAAAAGGGAUAAGGCCAACCAGGCUUUUAGUAUCAUGCUAAAUUGGUUGGCAGAAUAUUGACAGUUUUGUGGACAAGAAGACAUAUUGGUUAGUUUCCACUAUUGUUGUACUUUAUCAGAUGAUUGAUCCUCAUGUUCUUGGCUCUUGAGUUCCUUUCUUGGUCUUUUUCUCUGUAUGUCUACUUCAAUGUGGAGUUGCUGUCACAUGGUCAGAGUGACAGGGAUGAGGAUGCUUAUUUUUCUUUUCAGCUGAAACUUCUUUGCAAGAGAGCUUGGUCCAUAAUUUGGGGGUGUUUAUGGGGGAAGCCAUCAGAUUCGGACAAAUUUGUGGUCACUUAAAUUCACACAAAUACGCUGAUGCAUGGAAGAUUCUCCUCCCUGGAGUGAGUGUUACUUUGAACAGUAUUCCAGUUAAAUCCCAGCAUGUCAGCUUCAUGUGGAGAACAGACAGAAAUGUUGCAUGUCUUUGACCUUACAACUUUGGUGAAAUCCACGAGCAGCUUGGGUAUUGCAGAUGAAACAAGAAUCAUAAUCAGGUCAUGAACCCAUAAUAAGCACUUCCUGACACUACAAAGGGACACAACUCUGAAAAGCAUAUUGCAGAAUCUUAGAAAACUAGGUCACCUAGCCAUGUAAAUGUGACAUCGAUUUGAGAAUGAGAUCUUGAAAAGAACCGUUCACAAUGUUUGAUGAAUUAUGUGCAAUAAAGAUAUUUGUUUAAUAAUAAUAAUACAAUACUUAAGAUCGACGCUAAGAUUGAAUCCUUCCAAUGUUAUUGGUCAGAUUAACCCAAUAUGCAAGCAUUGUAAACACUGAUGUAAAUUAUACGUCCUGUAGUUAUUAUAUGCCAUAUAUAUGUAUGUUAUGUGUUUACCUGAGCUUUGUAUCGUGUGUAUAUAUAAAUAUUAGAGCGAGUAUCUACAGUUUGUACAAGCCUGUCCGUGUAUAUUUUGUUAUUCAAUUGUUGUAACAUGGCUUUUAGCUAUUGCUUCUGCUCAUCAACUGAAGAAACAUCUAGACUCAUACCAUGCAUCUUCCAGAGACAAGAGCGUCCAUGAGCCUUUUUAUCAAAGUCUUGUUUCCACUAGAAUCUAGGCUUUGAUUCAGGCUAGUGGAUGUGCUUGCCUCGGGAAGAUGCAUACCAUGUUGUCCCUCUGUCCUUCCCAACAAUGCAGCAACAAAGUGUUACAUAACAGCUGUUGGGUGUCAACGUUAGGGGUAAAAGAUGACAAAUAUUGGGAUUGGUUCUGAAGAAUCAAAAGAUUAUUACAGUUUACAAGAUAUCAUGAAUACUAUGAGUUACAUCUGUUAUUUGUGGGGUGAACAGGACUUAAUGAGUUAACAGGUCUUGUGGUGUACGAAUGUUCAUCUCAUAAUAACCUGUACACCCUGCUAUAGACACAUGUAACAAAUUGAUCAUUACGAAUUUACAAUAACACUUGUUUUUGGUGAAAGAUUUUUUAGAGACAAUAAGAUCAAUGUUGUGACCACUAAGCAGUCCUUAAGUUUGGUAACUCCACAUGGAGACAGGUUCAAUUGAUAAGUGAUGUCACAUCAAACAUGAUGAGUAAUUAUAAAUGCAGGCCUCAGCGUUGUAUUUUCAUAUUUUGCUCUGAUCUGAAUGGGAUUUGCUUACAGUAUUGAUGGACCUCAAAUCUUCCUCUUGUGUUGAGCUGAUGCCGAGUGUCUCAGUUUGUUGAACAAUGAACCAGAAACAGUAAUAUUGAUAAAAUCAAACUAUCAGAUUAGCUUCAGUGAGAAGAGAACCAGAAAAGAAAACAAAUUGUCUAUCCAGACAUCUGACUCAUCCUGGUUUAUAAAUGUUUUAUACCAUUGACUAUGUUUAUAAAUGUUUCCCCCACCACUUACUGUCAGCCUUGUGUUGUCCCAUAAAGGGAACAAUAUUAAUAGCCAAGAGUGUAAGAACUGUUAAGUACACUAUCUGGAAGGAAGCUGUUACGGAAGGUCUCCUGAAAGCAGUUUGCUGUCAUGUUGAAGUCAUGGUCAUACAGAUAUAAAGCCUGUUACAAACUCUG